Molecule: messenger RNA, 607 nt
Organism: Cucurbita pepo subsp. pepo (vegetable marrow)
Lineage: Eukaryota; Viridiplantae; Streptophyta; Magnoliopsida; Cucurbitales; Cucurbitaceae
Product: protein EPIDERMAL PATTERNING FACTOR 2-like
Biological process (GO): stomatal complex development; guard cell differentiation
Source: RefSeq, a predicted model, not a curated record
UAUCAAACAGCAAUGUGGAAAUUCCCACUUGUGGCUCAAACUUCUCUACUUUUCUGGAUUUUCUUCAUCAUACUAAUGAUCGGAAGACGUCUUGAUGCAUCGACCCGCUGGGAUCACAUGAGCUUUAAUGUAGAAGAUACUCACAGACCAGUAGGCAGUUCAACGCACCAGGAGGAAAAAACUGAAGAAGCACUUGGUAUGGAGUUAUACCCUACAGGAUCCAACCUCCCAGACUGUUCCCAUGCAUGUGGACCAUGUUUUCCGUGCAAAAGGGUGAUGGUGAGCUUCAAAUGCUCAGCUGCAGAGUCCUGUCCCACUGUCUACAGAUGCAUGUGUAAAGGGAAAUAUUAUCACGUACCUUCCAAUUGAGCAUAAAUUCAAUCUGGAGGAGUAUGCAGCAAAGAACAAAGCAAUUAAUGAUUUGGUUAGCACUUGCACUGAUGUGGUGACUAAGGAUACAUUGAAGACUGAGACUAUAAUCUCUGUUGAUUUCAUUUGGGUUCAUUUCCUUGUACUGGGAUCAUUCUGUAUAAGAAACUAACUCAGAAAACAAAUUUUUUCGAGCAUCGGGAAGUUCAAUUAGGAAGUGAGAAGUCGGUUUUUUCUA